Galendromus occidentalis (western predatory mite) is the source of this 1536-nucleotide messenger RNA. RefSeq lists its product as uncharacterized. Bases 1 to 1044 code for a protein of 347 amino acids. NCBI's taxonomy places the organism in Eukaryota, Metazoa, Arthropoda, Arachnida, Mesostigmata, Phytoseiidae. The transcript is spliced from 8 exons. The record is from RefSeq and is a predicted model, not a curated record.
AUGAUUUUCGAUGAUAUGACCAGAUACGAUCUCUUCGAGCUGCUCGAGCAAGCAAGGCAUGAGCUACGCACUUGCAAGAAGAGCCUGCUCUUCAAGGAGAACCUUCUGGCCGAGCUGGAGCAGGAAAACGCUGAAUUGACGGAAACGAAGGAGAGACUCGAUAAGGAAUUAAAAAGUCUGAAGCGGCAAGAGUUGCGGAGAUCCGAACUGGAUAAUGCGAGUGACGAUGGCAUCGAUGCUGGAUAUGAUCAUUGGGACGAGCUGCUUGAGCAGAUAGACGAACUACAUAAGCAGUUGCAAGUGGUCCAGAACGUGAACAAAGUGCUCGAAGAGGAUGUGAACCAGAAGUCCGCUCAGAUUGUGAGCCUGACAGCGAGUUUGCUCGAGAAACAAGCUCAAGAAGAGCGCCUCACAGCAGACUUGCGCUUCACUGCGGCCGAGCGCGAGAUCGCUUUGAGGGAUCUGCACGAUGUACAGGACUCGAGUGUUUCGAGCCGAAGCCAUUCAGAGGAGUGUCUCCGGAGCACCAGCAUCGGGAGCUCCAUCGGUGAAGAGUUGGGUUUGCCAAAUGGAUUUCCUUUCCCCGGCGAGAGACCGUACUCUCGGGCUUCAUUCGAUUGGGAAGAGCUAUUGGAAGAACCCGAAGCUGGACCAGUGUCGGAUUUCGAAGAAGCUCAAGCAUCGAUGUCUGGGAGGAGCUCAGUCGAGUCUGAGAUGCAGAUAUCCGUGGACCUAGGCGAGGCUCGGAGCGAGACAUCGGACGAACUUGCGACGAGCGUCGUGGAGAUUCAAACGGAGCAGCGACAGAUCGAGACAGAGUCAGGAAUUCUUGCAUACCCUACUCCGAAGAGCUCUCCGAAGGGAUGGAACGCUAAUUUGUUCUCGGACGCGCACUCAUUCAACUGGGGCUCCUUCGUCUGCUGCGUACCCACUCCAAACUCGCCGGUUCGUCCAUCCCCGAGGAAGGGGAAAACCUCGCGAGGCUUCCUCACCUAUAUGAAGAGUAAACUCCGUCGGAAUUCUCGAAAACUCAUUCUUAACUAAAGUCUAGCGGAAGAUCACGCCAGACAAAUCCGAGGCUCACGUCCGUAGGAGGUGCUCGUCGAAUGUGAAUUGCUUCCGUCUCGGACCUCUAAGCUUUUUCCAUUUGUAUUUUUGGCACACUGUAUGAGGAAGAGAACCAGUCGUGGAUUUUAAUUUUAUGUACGGAGUGGCUCGUCUGCGGCAUGGCUUCGUAGUGACCUUGAAGUUGACAAGAGGGCAGAAGUUAUGUUCGUGCUGAUAAUGUUGAUCGGCAAGAUGGUCCCCCUCCCUUUGCCUAAUUUGUAUUGUUCGCAGGCAUCCUGGGAUUCCUAGAAGAUGGUCGGCUUCUGACCCGGUCAGAAUAAGUUUCAUUGUAUAUCCAGCGAUCUAAUGAAUAAGAGCUCGUAGAAGCGCCAAGUUUGGUGGCCGCAAUAUCUUCGUGAGCAGGAGCACUAUUGACCUCGAGAGGAUGAAAUAUCCUGAAUUCUAUUGCAUUAAAGUUAAACAGUAAUA